Messenger RNA from Vidua chalybeata, 2361 nucleotides. RefSeq names its product negative elongation factor complex member B (gene NELFB). Gene Ontology annotation, cellular component: nucleus; NELF complex. NCBI's taxonomy places the organism in Eukaryota, Metazoa, Chordata, Aves, Passeriformes, Viduidae. Gene Ontology annotation, biological process: negative regulation of transcription elongation by RNA polymerase II. The coding region runs from base 460 to 2097 and encodes 545 amino acids. The record is from RefSeq and is a predicted model, not a curated record. The transcript has 14 exons.
GCUUAUAGCGAGGCUCUACAAAUGAGAGAAUCUAAUUGGCUACGCGGCUGUCACUCAAGCCGACAGCGCUUUUUCGCCCCGCCCUCCUGUCUGUUGGCGUUAGUUAGACAACCGGGAGCCGCGAGUGCCCGCCCCAGCUCGCUCACGGCGUUCCCCAUUGGCUCAAUUGAAUGAUUGAUGUCGAAGCCGAUUGGCUGCCGGCCGUGGGGGAUGAGCUAACGCCGUUUGAUUGGCGGAGAACGAAGUGCCCUGGUAACCGUCGCAGUGACUCCGCAGCGGGCUCUGGGCGGUGGCCGCCGCAGCCGCCCAUUCGCGGACCCGAUUGCGCGCUUUGCGCAGCGGAGGCGGCGGCUCCUCCUCACUGCGGGACAGGGCGGGUUCCCCGCGAGUCCCCAGCGCUUCCCCCUCGCCCCUCGCCUCCGUUCCUCCAGAAAUUACUGCUGCUGUGAUAUUGAAGUUAUGAAGACGGAGAACGGGGUGCUGCUGCCCUCGCUGCAGUAUGCCCUGCCCUUCCUGGACCUGCACGGCACCCCCCGGCUCGAGUUCCACCAGUCCGUGUUCGAUGAGCUGCGGGAGAAGCUGCUGGAGAGAGUCUCUGCCAUCGCUUUGGAGGGGAAGGUGGAGGAGAGAUACAAGAAACUGGAGGAUCUCCUAGAGAAGAGCUUUUCCCUGGUCAAGAUGCCCUCGAUACAGCCCGUGGUCAUGUGUGUCAUGAAGCACUUGCCCAAGGUCCCUGAGAAGAAGCUGAAGCUGGUGAUGGCUGAUAAGGACCUGUACAAGGCCUGUGCUGUGGAGGUGAAGAGGCAGAUCUGGCAGGACAACCAGGCUCUCUUUGGGGAUGAGGUGUCACCCUUGCUGAAGCAAUACAUCCUGGAGAAGGAGAACAUUCUCUUCAGCAAUGAUAUUUCCUUCUUGCAAAAUUUCUUCAGUCCAUCUCCCAAAACAAGACGUCAAGGAGAGGUGGUGCAGAAGCUGACGCAGAUGAUCGGGAAGAACGUGAAGCUCUACGACAUGGUGCUGCAGUUCCUCAGGACCUUGUUCCUGCGCACCAGGAACGUCCACUACUGCACACUGAGGGCAGAGCUCCUGAUGUCACUGCAUGACCUGGAGAUCAGUGACAUCUGCACCGUUGAUCCCUGUCACAAGUUCACCUGGUGCCUUGACGCCUGCAUUCGGGAGAAGUUCGUGGACAACAAGAGAGCUCGGGAAUUGCAAGGAUUCCUGGAUGGGGUAAAGAAAGGACAAGAACAAGUGUUGGGGGACUUAUCAAUGAUCCUGUGUGAUCCCUUUGCCAUUAACACCUUAGCCUUGAGCACCAUAAGGCACCUGCAAGACCUGGUUGGCCAGGACACCUUACCCAGGGAAAGCCCGGAUCUGCUGCUGCUCCUUAGGAUGCUGUCUUUGGGACAGGGGGCCUGGGACAUGAUUGACAGCCAAGUCUUCAAGGAACCAAAAAUGGAAGCCGAGCUGAUCACCAGGUUCCUGCCCCUGCUGAUGUCCUUUGUGGUGGAUGACCACACCUUCACUGUGGAUCAGAAGCUGCCCUCGGAGGAGAAGGGACCAAUCCCCUACCCCAGCACCAUUCCCGAGGCUUUCACCAAGUUCCUACAGGAGAACAGAAUAGCUUGUGAGAUUGGGCUGUAUUACAUCCUUCACAUCACCAAACAGAGAAACAAGAAUGCUUUUCUGAGGCUGCUGCCAGCACUUGUUGAGACAUUCAGUGACUUGGCCUUCAGUGACAUUUUCCUGCACCUGCUCACUGGUAACCUCACCCUGCUCAGUGAUGAGUUUGCACUCGAGGAGUUCUGCACCAGUCUCUUUGAUGGCUUCUUCCUCACUGCCUGCUCCAGGAAGGAGAAUGUGCACAGACAUGUGCUCAGGCUGCUGCUGCAUCUGCAUCACAAAGUGGCCCCAGCCAAACUGGAGUCUCUCCAGAAAGCUUUGGAGCCCACCAAGCAGAGUGGGGAAGCUGUCAAGGAGCUUUACAACCAGCUCAGUGAGAAACUGGAGCUCCGCAAGCCCAGCCCAGCUGAAGUGACUGAGACUCCCUCCAUGGAGCUGCCCCUGCCCACCGUGCCCACUCCAGCCUCACGCUGAGCUGUGGCUGCAGGGCAGGACUGAGGGGAGAGGAGCUGAGCCUGUGCUGCCUUCUGAGUGUCUCUGCCCACGUGGUGGAAACAAAAACAAAGCCUCUGAAGCUCCUUCAGGAAACGCUGCAGUUCACCCAACUCACUGGCUCUGGCUGGUUAGAAAACUGUAUGCAGUGCAUUGCAAGGUUUACUUUUCUUAAAGAUAGCUGGGUGUCUUCUUGUAGAUCCACUUAAAAUCUGAUUGUACAUUAAAAAAAAAAAAAAAAGAAGA